CGCUGAGCGGGUGGUAACAUCUGUCACAUCUUUUGUUUGGACAGAUUCAUUCAAGAAGCUCAGCUAAACGGUACGGAAAUACGCAACGAAGGUUUGCCUCAACAUGACAUCACGCGUUGGUCUCAGAGCUGCUGGUGCCAAUGGAAGUGUGUACAGACACAAAGAGAGGGUGGCCCCAUCUUACCAAAUGAGUGCCUCCCUGAAGUCAGAGGUGCGCAAGUUAAACCUGGUCCACCUUCUCCUCUGGCUUCUGGUGGCGGCACAGGUGACUGUCAGCCACUUAAACCUGGUGUCACAUGACACAGUAUCCAUGCCGUACCAGUGGGAGUACCCCUACCUGCUCAGCCUCCUCCCUCUGCUCUGCAGCAGCUUGUCACUGCCAAAGAACAAUAUCAGUUACCUGGUCAUAUCCAUGAUCAGUGCAGGGUUGUUCUCCGUGGCGCCUCUCAUUUAUGGUGGAAUGGAGAUGUUUCCUGUGGCGCAGCAGCUCUACCGCCACGGAAAGGCCUACCGCUUCAUUUUUGGCUUCUCUGCAGUGACUGUUAUGUACCUCAUCAUGGUGGUUGCUGUUCAAGUGCACGCCUGGCAGUUAUAUUACAUGAAAAAGCUGUUAGACUCAUGGUUUGACGCUACUCAGGAGAAGAAGCAGAAAUAAUGGUGUGAAGAAAGCUGUGACUGGGCAAAACUGUUUUUAUCUUAAUUUAUUUACAAGUUAUGCAUCUUAAUCAUGUCUAUUUAUUUAGUCAUUAUCAUGUAAUAUUGUACCUUAGACACCAGUGUUCCCUGACAUUUAUAUGUAAAACGGAGUGAGAUGAACAAUUUAUGCAGGAACCUGGAUUUUCUUGUCAUCGUUAUUUAUUUAAAGCAGAUUAAAGUGUUUUGCACACAAGCAGGAGUGGCAUCAAAGCAACAUCAACAAACAUGGCAGCAUUCAAGGACAUCCUUGUUAUCUCUCAAAAAAUGAUUUGAGAACAUGAGCUGCCCCCUCUCAAAGCCAAAAACCUUAGAAGUAAGUUUCGAGCUUGUGAUGUCACAGGGUAUCAAGUCUGGAGCUGCUCCAUAGAUAAUAAAUAGGAGUCUAAUUUUUGUGGACCCACAGGAUGUUUGUUUUGUUUUGUCAUAUCCAAAUGUGCAUUAUUCUAUUGUAGUGUUCUCAGCUCUGAACCUGAGAAUAUACCGAUAUACUUAGAACAUUCCCCUGGGUGCUCUCAGUGUCAUCUGUAACAUCUUCAUCAUUUAUUGUCUAUGGAGCAUCACAGAAUUGAGAUUUAGUUCUCUAGUUUUUGGAUUUGGGGGCGAAUUUUUCAUUUCUACUAAUAUAUUUGGACUGUCUUAGACCAUAGGAAUAACAUGCAUGAAUUUUGAAAAUGGGUGAAGCUCCCCUCUUAGAUUCAGGCUUCCUCCAGUGAUGCUCAUGAAAUAUGUAUGAAAGAAAUAUAGUGCAAGUUAAAAUAAGGGAUAGGAGAUACAAAGAAAUAGAAACGUAAAAUAUGAAUAUAUACUGUUUGUGUUAAAUGAUUUAGCUUCUGCUGCAGAUGUGCUGAUGCUGCCUCCUUCAUUAAGUCUACCUCUCACUAUGUCCUCUUUUACCCCACAGAAUUAAUUUAAGCCAUUAAAAAAGAAAGGUGGUAAUUUAAAUAUCUGCCUGUACUGUUCUGUUUUCAGGUAUUCUCAUUCGCUAUCAUAAAGCAAGUGUACCUGCAUAGAACAUGCAUUGUAAACCAAAUAAAAAAUAAGAUGAAUACUCUUCAACUUGCCACAUGA
Messenger RNA from Epinephelus lanceolatus (giant grouper), 1764 nucleotides. RefSeq names its product jagunal homolog 1a (gene jagn1a). Gene Ontology annotation, biological process: endoplasmic reticulum organization; vesicle-mediated transport; granulocyte colony-stimulating factor signaling pathway. Gene Ontology annotation, cellular component: endoplasmic reticulum membrane. Lineage: Eukaryota; Metazoa; Chordata; Actinopteri; Perciformes; Serranidae. The record is from RefSeq and is a predicted model, not a curated record.